Oryzias latipes (Japanese medaka) is the source of this 4302-nucleotide messenger RNA. It is a transcript of the gene gja10b, whose product is annotated as gap junction protein alpha 10 b. Gene Ontology annotation, biological process: cell-cell signaling. The record is from RefSeq and is a predicted model, not a curated record. Gene Ontology annotation, molecular function: gap junction channel activity. NCBI's taxonomy places the organism in Eukaryota, Metazoa, Chordata, Actinopteri, Beloniformes, Adrianichthyidae. Gene Ontology annotation, cellular component: connexin complex.
UCCUCAGAGGUUGAUGAAUGAGCCCCAGUGUUGCUGCAGAUAGACCUGAUCGUCUACUGCUACUAGGACAAACCCUACGGGUCAUGUAGACCUGUGAAAAUGUAAGUUUCAGCAGCUUUGGUUGCACUUCUACUCAUUUUGAAUUGGAAUGUGCUGUAGAUGAGGGGAUAAUGUGAGAAGAUGGGGGACUGGAACCUUCUGGGAAGUAUCUUAGAGGAGGUCCAUAUUCAUUCCACCAUUGUGGGGAAGAUCUGGCUUACCAUCCUCUUCAUUUUCCGGAUGCUGGUAUUGGGUGUCGCGGCCGAGGACGUCUGGGAUGACGAGCAGAGUGAGUUUGUUUGCAACACGGAGCAGCCAGGCUGCAAGACCGUCUGCUACGACCAGGCGUUUCCCAUCUCCCUCAUCCGGUACUGGGUCCUUCAGAUCAUCUUCGUGUCCUCCCCCUCGCUGGUCUACAUGGGCCACGCUCUGUACCGCCUGAGGACCCUGGAAAAGGAGAGACACAGGAAGAAAGCCUGCCUGAAAGCUGAGCUGGAGGGGACAGACCAGGAGGACCACAAGAGGAUCGAGCGAGAACUCAGAAAGCUGGACGAGCAGAAGAAAGUCCAAAAGGCUCCUCUGAGGGGCUCCUUGUUGCGCACUUAUGUCUUCCAUAUCCUGACCAGAUCUGUGGUGGAGGUUGGCUUCAUCAUUGGUCAGUGUGCUCUGUAUGGCAUUGGACUGUCCUCCAUGUACAAGUGUGAACGCUUGCCUUGUCCAAACGUUGUGGACUGUUUUGUGUCGCGACCGACAGAGAAGAACGUUUUCAUGGUCUUCAUGCUGGUCAUAGCUGGAGUUUCUCUGUUCCUCAACAUUAUGGAGAUCUUCCACCUGGGGGUGAAGCGGAUCAAGGACAUCUUGUACGGAUACAAAUAUGGAGACGAAGAUAGCGUGUACAGGUCCAAGAAGAACUCCAUGGUGCAGCAGGUUUGUGUGAUGGGGAGCGCGUCCCCCCAGAGGCUGAUGCAGCUCACUCAGAUGAGCUGCUCUGUGCUGUCUGAGCCCCACAGUCACGGGGAGACCAUGCCUUUGCAUUUGGUCCAGGCCCCCGCUCAAAACCAAGAGGAUUUCAUCACAGCCCACCAGCAAUCGUACCUGUCAGGCCAAACUGACACCCAGGCUCUGCAGCAGCUGGGGGCCGCAGAGCGGCGCUACACUCUGGACAACAGGAAACCCUCCUGCAGCAGCGAGGACUCACACCACGGUCCCGGAAAGAUGUCCUUGGGAGGACCUCGGCAAACGCUGAUGGCCAGCCACAUAGAGAUCCCAGCGGACCUUAAGAACCCGCAGAGGAAGCAGAGCAAAGUCAGCGUUUACAAGGAGCUCAGCGACAUGAGUGACUCCCCAGAGAGCGGCCACUACCCCACAGCCAGGAAGUGCAGCUUCAUGUCCCGAGGACUGUCAGAGGCCAAGCUGGCCAGCCCAUCCGACAGCAGCGGCUCUGAGGGGGGGGCGGAUGCCGAGGGUCAGCACCUCACCCAGGGGGAGAGUCCUCCCAUGACACCUCCACCCCCAGCCAGUGGAAGGAGGAUGUCCAUGAGCAUGAUUCUGGAGUUGUCGUCGAUCAUGAAGAAGUGAAGUGAGACACCAAAGUGUGUGGAGCUCCAGGAUGGCAGGACUUCUUCUUUCUUCCUCAGUACAUGUUAGUGCAGUCAUAGUAAAAAAAUGGAUUUUCCCACCAAAUCGCUGUACCUGGAGAUACAACCACACACUUCCUGUUUUUAGAGAUGGCAGCAGCUGAAGAUCCAAUUAGACCAACACCAGGAGGAAUUUCAUAACUUUAUUACUUCAGUCCAAAAGGUAAUUAUAGCUUGAUCACAUUUGAAAUAAAAAUGUCACAAUCUUAUAGAGACAUUUGACUUCAGCAGCAACCAUUAAGGAUGUUUGUGAUCACGUUUGAGGGACGCUGCAGAAAGUUAAGCUGAUGUUGUCAUUGAGUGAGGGAGAUGUUCAGGUGUUGCUAUGGUUACAAAAUAAACAGUACAACAAAAUCAUGAAAGUCAAAACACCAAACACGUCCACACCAAACUUUCUACUCAAGAGAAGAAGAUAUACCUAAAAAAUUAAGAAGAAAAAUACUGGAUAUUUUAAGUGUAACGAGGAAAAUGUUUUACAUGGAAACAGAAAUAUCAGUGUGAUAAUUAUUAUGUUUAAUAUUUCAAUUAUUAUAACUUGUCUUCAUCCUGGAGGUCAUGCCAAAUCGAACCAGCACUUGUGGAUUUAUUCAGUCUCAAACUCUAACUCAGUAUUCAUUUCCCUAGAAACAAAUCAGUUAAAAAAGGUUUUGACAAAAAGUACUAUUAAUGUGUGACAGUGAAUAUAGCAGAUCCUAAACAUAUCAAAUAUUGUUUGUAGAUGUUUGGCUUUUACUUUGGAAAACUUUGCUGCUGAUCAUCUUUGUGUCACAGAGUCACUGAAAUAAAAACUGAUCAGCUUCUUAUCUCAACAUUUAAGAACAUCCAGAACUUUGCUUGAUUUUUACACUGAAUUUGAUGAAAAUUGAACUUUUAUUAAAAAGAAUAAUCAGAGUUUUGUUUUUAAUUUUCUCUUUAAUGGAUUUAACAGAAGUUGCUUUAUGCACCAAUUUUCUUUUAGCUGCUCCCUUUAGGGAAUAAUCCUCCUGCAUCUGACCUUCUCUCCAUCCUCCUCAUUCAUUCCAACAAUCGUAUUGUCCUCUUUGUCUACAUCCAUGAACCUCUUUGGUCUUCCUCUUUCCUGCUAGCUCCAACCUCGGCAUCCUUUUUCCAAAUAUCAUCACUGUUCCUCCUCUGAAAAUGUCCAAACCAUCUGCAUCUGCUUCCCUGCAUUUAUCUCCAGAACGUCCACCAUGAUCUGUUCCUCUGAUGGAUUCAUUCCUGAUAUUGUCCAUCCGAAGAGAACCUCGAUGUCUUCAUCCCUGCUACCUCCAGAUCUGCUUCAUGUCUCUGCAUCAGAGACUCUAAACUGACAGCAUCCAAACCACAGCUCUUCUCUCUGUAACACAAUGCAGCUCUUCCUGACCUUCUAUGUUCUUCUCCAGAAACACCCUUAAAACAAAUAUGUCAUCUGUGGUUCUCGGAAUCUAUACAGUUGUUCACAAAUGCUCAUGUCUGACCUCAGUCUAGCCUCCUCUGCUCCAGGGAUGGCCAACCAACCUUCUAUCUUUCCUCUUCUCUCUCUGUUUACAAAUACGUCUUCUUCCUCUCCUUCUUCCACCAGUUUUCCCUUUUUAGGUCAACAGGUGGGGGUUGUUGGUAAUAUGGGCCAUGACUGAUCCAGUAUAGAAGUUCUGUUUGUGAUUUGUAAGAUUUGGUUUUUCAUCUGCAUUUAUCCAGUUCCAGAGUUGUAUAUAUGUAGCCCAAUAUCACAACACAGUUGUCUAAACGGGCUUCACACCAGUAACUACACAAAAACAUAGAAUCAGCCAUAAUUAGUCAGACUUGAGCAACACAAAAACACUGGAUUGUGCCCCCUAGUGGUUACAAUUUGUUUUUGGACAAGCUUAAUGUUAUUCAUUUCUAAGUGUUUAAGGAAUAUUUCCAAAAAAAAUAACAUUUAUGAUUAAGUAAAAACAUACAAAUGAUUCUUUUUAAUCAAGAGGAUAUAAGUAAAUAGGAAAAACAUCUGUUUUUGUCUUUUAAAAGAGACUCAACUGUCCUUUCACUUGAACUUGGUUCAGAAAAAACAAUUGAAGUCAACUGAAUAAUUAUUUGAGGUAUUUGGUAUGUUUGAACCUGAACAGACACACCAGGUGUGUGUUUGACCAAACUAAUUUUACACAAAAAAAUAAAAAUGAAUAAAAUGAAUGCAUGCUUCCUUAUGCUGGAUGAUAUUGCCAAAUGAAAGGCUUUUCUACAAAAUUACCUUUUGCUUUUGCUCUUUUCUUUUUGUCUUUUAAUUUAGAACUCUCCAUUUCUGCCCUAGAAUGGUUCUCUGACUCUGUCAGUGUUGCAGAAGUUUUCAUUUAAAACAUUUUUGUUCAAAAUUUUCUGGUUGAAUUCCUCCCCUCCAAACAACAUCAUACUAAAGCUCUAAAGGGGUUUUCUGUGUACCAAUAAACCUGGUUAAACACUCAUUGAACUUUAAAUCCUGUUUGACUCAUAAUGACCAUGUUUUUGUCAACAUCUCCUGCAUUUCACCAGUAAACACAUUUAGGUUCAUUGAGCAAUUUUUCUUCUUUUACUCACCUCCACAAACGCUUCUUUAGUCACUUUUCAGUCUUCAGUUACUUCUCUCUUUAAAUACUGUGUGUUCUUUUUUGUACAUUUAUGACCAAAAUAAAAG